UCGGCUAGUUUUACCAUGGCGGCUUCAGUGGACGGACAGAAUAUUUUACUUCUCACUGACUCCUAUAAGGUGUCUCAUCACCAACAAUAUCCAGAGGGAACAUCUACUCUCUUCUCAUAUUUUGAAAGCAGAGGUGGGAAAUUUUCAAGUGUAUGCUUUUUUGGGCUCCAAUAUAUUCUAAAGAAAUGGCUUGUUGGGCAGGUGAUAACAAAGCAAAAGAUUCAGGAAGCAAAAGAAUUUUACGAGCUUCACUUUGGUACAGAUCUGUUUAAUGAAAAAGGCUGGACCUAUAUUCUUGAACAUCACAAUGGCUUUCUACCUCUCAGAAUAAGAGCAGUUCCUGAAGGCAGUGAUGUGCCUGUAAAAAACGUUCUCUUCACAGUGCAAAACACUGAUCCCAACUGCUUCUGGUUGACAAGCUGGGUUGAGACUGUCUUAGUUCAGACUUGGUAUCCAACCACAGUUGCUACAAAUUCAAGAGAACAAAAAAAGAUCAUUGCACAGUAUCUUAGUGAGACUGCUGACUCCUUGGAUGGACUUCCUUUCAAGCUCCAUGAUUUUGGCUUUAGAGGAAGCACUUCUGUUGAGUCAGCGUCAAUUGGUGGAGCUGCACAUCUUGUAAACUUUUGUGGCACAGAUACUGUGACAGGAAUCGUCAUGGCAAGGAAWUACUAUGGAUGUGAAAUGGCAGGUUUCUCCAUUCCUGCUGCAGAACACAGCAMAAUUACUACCUGGGGAAAAGAGGGUGAAGUUGAUGCAUACAGGAAUAUGCUGGAAAAGUUUCCUUCAGGUUUGAUGUCCUGUGUUAGUGACAGCUACGACCUAUGGAAUGCCUGCAAAAAUUUGUGGGGCAAAGAGCAAAAGGAACUCGUUGUUAAACGAAAAGGUAUCCUAGUGGCGCGGCCUGACUCUGGUGACCCUCCAGAGGUCGUAGUGAAGGUUCUUGAGUUACUUGGUUCGGCGUUUGGUACAACAAAGAAUUCAAAGGGCUUUCACAUGUUGCCUCCUUAUGUGAGGAUAAUCCAGGGUGAUGGUAUAAGUUAUGAAUCCUUAGGAAAAAUACUUGAAAAGGUGAAAAAACACAAAUGGAGUACAGACAACAUUGCAUUUGGAAGUGGAGGUGCUCUUCUUCAAAGGUUGGACCGAGAUACUCAGAAGUUUGCCUACAAAUGUUCCUAUGCUGUGAUCAACAAUAAUGAGGUCAAUGUGUAUAAGCAGCCCAUAACAGAUUUGAGCAAGAAAUCUAAGAAAGGCCUACUGUCCCUUGAGAAAGACAUUAAGGGGCUUUACAUCACAGUAGAAGAAGGGAAAGGAGACGCAAAAAAGGAUUUGUUGGUAACCGUGUUUGAAAAUGGUCGACUUCUCAAAGAAUACAGCUUUGAGGAAAUACGACAGUGUGCUGAGUUACCCCUAGUCUUGUCUGCCAAGCAAUCCAAGGUUUUGAUAGACGUAAUUCAGACGACGUCGACACCUUCAGCUGUUGGGGAAUGAUUAAAUGAAUACAUGAAGAGAUACACCUGGCACAGUAUUUGAUUAAUGCACUUCUAAUAAGCGACAACGGCAAUAAAGUGGAUCGGCGACGCGAACAGAAUGCUUGAUAUUGCAGACUCUUUGAAAGAUGUAAAUGUUAUUUUUCCUGAAAAAUUAUAACCCAGCCCAAAACGAUUUUUUUGAUCGAUUUGAUCCUUUAGUAACAAAUGAUAAAGCUGGAGGAAAGUUUGCUUUUUAUUAAUGCGCCUUUUCUAAUAGAACUUUUCGAAAUAAAACAUGUGCAGUAAAGUACAGUUAAGACGUAUCGACUGGAAUAGGUAUAGUUUGUUUUCCCAAAGAGGUCUGGUACAUACCCUGCGAUAUGAUGUAUCCGAUCAAAACGAGACUUUGCCUGUUCAAAGCUUUUUGUUAUCUAUUUCUGAUAUACAAGUAAUUGCAAAAAGGUUGACAUUAAAUAUAAAAAAUAAAGCAUAAAAAA
Actinia tenebrosa (Australian red waratah sea anemone) is the source of this 1969-nucleotide messenger RNA. Its product is annotated as nicotinamide phosphoribosyltransferase-like. NCBI's taxonomy places the organism in Eukaryota, Metazoa, Cnidaria, Anthozoa, Actiniaria, Actiniidae. The record is from RefSeq and is a predicted model, not a curated record.